Musa acuminata AAA Group (dessert banana) is the source of this 3253-nucleotide messenger RNA. RefSeq lists its product as uncharacterized. Gene Ontology annotation, cellular component: cytoplasm. Gene Ontology annotation, biological process: regulation of translational initiation. NCBI's taxonomy places the organism in Eukaryota, Viridiplantae, Streptophyta, Magnoliopsida, Zingiberales, Musaceae. The record is from RefSeq and is a predicted model, not a curated record. The transcript has 6 exons. Bases 31 to 651 code for a protein of 206 amino acids.
ACCAAAUUCUUUCUAAAGUCGGAUCCUCCGAUGGCGGUGAGAAUAUCACCGCUCCGCCUCCGUUUCCCUUCAUUUCUCGUAACUGCGUCGGGAUCGCAGGAAGCUGGAACGCCGUGCUGCGGCAGUGGCGGCGGUGGUGGAGGAGGAGGGCUUACUGCCCGCGCGAUGUCUUCUGCGCCGUCUCCGUACACCACUCUAAAGGAGCGCGUGAGCUGCGAGCGCGAGAUCAAGAAGAGCAAGUUCCUCGCCGUAGCCGCACCCAUCUCCGACGAGCGCUCCGCCCAUUCCUUCCUCUCCGAGGUCCGAGAUCCGCGUGCCACACAUAAUUGCUGGGCCUACAAGCUUGGAGACCAGUAUCGGAGCAAUGACGAUGGCGAACCAUCUGGAACAGCUGGAAAACCAAUGUAUUCUGCCAUUGUUUCUUCGGGACUAGAUAUGGUGAUGGUGGUUGUUAUCAGGUAUUUUGGAGGUAUAAAACUAGGAACUGGAGGAUUGGUCAGGGCUUAUGGAGGAGUUGCUUCAGAGUGUCUCAAAGGUGGUACAACAUGCCUCGUGAAACCAAAAGCCCCGAUAGGUAUUGAGGUUCCAUUUGAGUUGUUGGGGACAGUGUACCAUCAGGUUAUUUUUUAUGUAUGCAAGUAUCCAAACUAAGGGAGGCAUUGGUAAAAUGGGUUUACUUGUCUGUCAGAUACGUGAAAAAGGUCAUGCUUGUAGUUACUAGUGAUGUGUUUUCUCCCUCCCUCCCCAAGAGUUUGUCACAUCCUAGAGCUACGUGUCUGCAAGUUAGUGUGACAACUAAAUGGGUACUCCCCACUUUGACUGUUAAACUGAGCUGGAUAUGUUUUACUAUGCUAAUUUGAUUGAUUUAUGCACCAACUCAAAAUGCCUUAUGGUCUUGUUUAAAAACUACCUACAUGAUCAGAUUCCACUCUGUAACAAAGUAAUUCUGUAGCAACCACCACAGUUAUAUGAAUUGAAGACCCAAGAGGAUAACAGCAUCCUGUUUGGUCCUGUUGCACUGUCUAAGUAAAUCUGUGAAAAUAAAAGAAAUCAGAAUUUGAAGAUGAUGCUUGAUAUAUGAAUUAAGAUCACAUAAGGUAAUAUUGGAAUCAAAUUAAUUAAGGCUUUGUAUUUUGCUUUAUCUGUAUGGCCUAUAAGUAUAUUUUAUAACUAACAUUUUAGGUACAAAAUUAGCCAUAGUUUGAAUAUGGCAAUUAGAUUUUGGGAUACAUGAAUAUACCUUUUGCUGAAAUUGUGUGAGCAUAGUCUGACAACCUAAUUGGCUGACUUGGGAUAAGUUGCUGGGUUGUGUUGAGAAUUGCUUCCUUUGAAAAUCGCUGUAUGACUAACAUCUUUUGAUAAUCAACUCCCAACUCAUAUGCAAGUAAUGUUGAUUGAUGAUCUGUCAUUCUCCCCCCAAAAAAAUUAUCACGAAAAUUUAGUAAAUGAUGGGCAUGAAGAACAUUCAAAACACGCACAGCAAAUUAAUCAAUUUAUAUCAGGAAACUAUGUUUGAAUAUAUUUGCUGCAAAAUAUAUCUCCAAAAAAUUAUAUAAGCAGAGAAAAUUUUUUGGGAGUCAUUUGACCUUUUUUAUGUUUAAUUAGUCAAAGGGAUGCAAUUACUUAACAAGUCCAUGAAAUAGAAGCAUUUAUCCAUUUACUUCAUCGGGGGUAAUUACAGAUUACCCCCUAUAGUUACCUAGGAUUAGUAUUCCGCUCUCUGUACUUUAAAAGUAGCAUUUGGAUCUCUACACUUACGAAAGUAAAACAUUUAACCCCAAUUAUCCUCACGUUAUCAAUAUCGACAGGAAUAAAAAGGGUAAAAAAGUAACUUCAUAGACGGUAGAUCAUCGGCGGCGUUAGGGGAUCGCAAGGUUUACGGUGCCCGGAUCUCGUUUGGAACACCACCAUUGGUCUAUCGUCUGCAGGGGAGGAAAGCAAAAGUUUCUAUAAAAUUAUUUUUUACCCUUUCUAUUCACGACGAAAUUGACGACGUAAGGAGAAUUGUGGUUAAAUGUUUCACUUACGUAAGUGUAGGGUUCCUAAUGCUACUUUUUAAAGUAUGGGGACCGAGAUGUUAAUCCUAAGUAACUACGGGGGGUAAUCUGUAAUUACCCCACUUCAUCGUAGUACUCUCUUAAUGUGUUAAUUAAAUCUGAGUAAAUAUUGAGGUUGCUCAACUUGUUAUUUCUAUUACCUCGUAAGCAUGGCAUUGUACUUCCUGCAGAUUCAGACUAAGCUUGCUUAACAAAUUAUAACCAAGCCAUACUGGUGUUGGUCAUCCUAUGGACUAGGUUCAUUAAUGAAAGAUGUAGCCGUAAUGAUUGUCUCUUAUCUAGGCAACGUGGAUUUAGAACCGGAUAACUUGUAGAUAUUUGCAUACAGUCCUGCAUACAAAUGUUUGCUCUUAGAAACUUAUGUUUCUUGUCACCAGUUCAUAUUUCAUGAUAGAUGGAGAAAAAUUCUGCAUUUUAGUUAUGUUCAUGGAAUACAUGGAGCUCUGCCUUCAUAACUGUUAAUAACCUUAUUUUUUGUAAGAUACUGCUGUGACUGACCUUAACUGAAGUGUUCAUGGACUUGGAUUAUUUUCCCUUUGGGAGGAUUGAAGCUUCAGACCUUCCAAUUAGUUUUAAAACAUGGGUUUCCAAGUCAACUAUUAGCACUGUUGAACAUGACCAAGAAUAUUAAAAAACGUUAAUAUUCAUGCAAUUUGAAGAUUUCUAAACUGAAUGCCAAACAUACAUGAAAAUCAUCAGUUUUAGUAGCAUAGGGUCAUACACAAUGUCUUGACAUAAUUAACAAAUUAUGACCAUUAAUAUAGAAUGAAUAUCAGCGUGCAUCUAUGAUCAUUUUGACCAAUAAUAAUGGUUUGGAUUCUUGAAAUAGCCUAGAAAAUAUUUUAGUUUCGGUUGUUUCUUGCACCAUUUGCUUUUAUUGAUUUAAUAAACAUGCAAAUGGUUGUGAAAUAGCAAAAUGUUUGAUUUCUAGGACUUCUUUGUAAAUGCUGUACUUGAGAAUCAAUGAUGCUGAUUGAUGAUUUGGAAUCUUCUAGUUUUGACUUUCAGUUGGAAAGAUUGAGGUUUGCAUCCUCAGUCAUUUAUUAUUUUCAAGUAACUGGAAUUACUGAAACAUGCCACAUUGAUGUAACUGUUAAAAUACCGUGUGGCUGUGCCCCAUAUCACAGUGCCCUCCAGUGUUAAUGGAUUGUCUUAGGUUGUAUUUUAAGCCUUCUCUUUCCUGUUCAAAUGGUCUA